Haemonchus placei is the source of this 318-nucleotide messenger RNA. NCBI's taxonomy places the organism in Eukaryota, Metazoa, Nematoda, Chromadorea, Rhabditida, Trichostrongylidae. The record is from the annotation of a GenBank genome assembly.
AUGAAGAAUAUAUACAGGUCAUUAAUUGUGACCAGUCUCACUGUAGUGUUGGGUUGGUUCACUGGAACCCUUAUUGGAAUACUUGGACCAGUUGUUGAAAAUCAUGUUCCCAGAGCGGACGUGGAUCUGUUUGCUGGACUUUUUGUGAAUGCACCUGCAGUCGCCAACAUUUUUAUCUACUACUUUAUCAGCAGGGAUUAUCGCCUAGUUUUCCAAAAACAUCUAUUUUGCUGGAAAAAAGCUGGCGCUGCACAAGUGACACCUGGUGGAAAAGUGGCACCGAAAAGCACUGCUACACUAUCCACAGCUGCAAAGUAG